Caenorhabditis elegans is the source of this 724-nucleotide messenger RNA. It is a transcript of the gene clec-231, whose product is annotated as C-type lectin domain-containing protein. Gene Ontology annotation, molecular function: carbohydrate binding. Lineage: Eukaryota; Metazoa; Nematoda; Chromadorea; Rhabditida; Rhabditidae. The transcript is spliced from 4 exons. The coding region runs from base 54 to 578 and encodes 174 amino acids. The record is from RefSeq and is marked reviewed.
AAAUCAUAAAAAUAAUCGGCAAACUUUGGCAGAAGCUUUAUUCUGAACCCAACAUGCACUGGCGUCUAACUGUUUUAUUUUUUGCGAGUGCCCAAUUGUCAGAAGGAUGUCUUCCCAUGGUACCACCUGAAGAGCCGGUUACACCAGUCCCCGUGUGCCCAGCUGGAUGGUUCCAAUUUCAACGUGCCACUGGAUUAUGGUGCUACAUAUUUGCUACUCCCGGCGCUGGAUGGACUACUCCUCAAGCGGCUUGUCAGGCCAACUACGGUGCUAAUCUAAACGGAUUUGAAAGUGCAGCAGAACGGACUCAAUUUAUUCAAGACAUGUUGGCAAGCAACCUGGCACCAUACACCUUUGUUCACAUUGGAGCAAUGAGACAGUGUGCACCAUGCACUGUAAAUGACCCUUUCGUCUGGCUAAAUGGAGUAUCCAACGACAAUACAUUUGCAAAUGACUACGACAGUCUGUACGAUUUAACCGGAGACUGUUUAUCCAUGGAUCUUGGCAAUAAUGGACAGUACAAUGACAUCACCUGUGAUGCCGAGACAGCUUAUAGUUGUGGAAAACCUGCGGCAUAAUUUAAACUUUUUCGUUUUUUGUAUAAAUCUUAUUUAUUUUCUAUAAUAAUACAAUCUAAAUUGACAACACUUCUUUGCUCAUUUUACUAAUAUGAAAGUGAGCAGAAAAUGUUGUGGUAUGUAUCUUACGCUCAAUGAAUUCAGGA